This is a messenger RNA of Grosmannia clavigera kw1407, 3177 nucleotides long. Its product is annotated as Mg2+ transporter protein. NCBI's taxonomy places the organism in Eukaryota, Fungi, Ascomycota, Sordariomycetes, Ophiostomatales, Ophiostomataceae. Bases 1 to 3177 code for a protein of 1058 amino acids. The record is from RefSeq and is a predicted model, not a curated record. Gene Ontology annotation, molecular function: magnesium ion transmembrane transporter activity. Gene Ontology annotation, biological process: magnesium ion transmembrane transport; intracellular magnesium ion homeostasis. The transcript has 3 exons. Gene Ontology annotation, cellular component: plasma membrane.
AUGCCGCCUCGAAGCACAGGCAGCCGUGCCGGGACGUCUGCAGCGACAGGUGGCCUAAUUGCUGCAGCGACUGCGUCAUCGAAGCCUACGAUGUCUGGUCUCGAGCAAGGCAAAGGCAGCGGCAGCGGCAGCGGCCAGGCUCCGAGCGGUGGAGGCAGCGGGAGCCACAGCGGCUUUCGCAAGCGGAAGAACCAUCGGGCGGGAAAGAAGAAGCGUCGCAAGUCGUUCAACGUGAGCGCAGGCGACGACGUGCACGGAGACGAGGGCAACAUGGCGGACGACCCGCUGAAGGACACGGCACAGAUGGCAUCGCGCGACGACUUCUACGGCAUAUCCGGCGGCAAUCUCAGCAGUGGCAGCGUCGAGAGCGCGAACCUGCACGACCACAGAGACCAGACACCGUUUCUGCGUGCUCGACGGCCGUCGUUGGCCACGACGUCGACACGGCCGCGUGGGAGCACGGGCGCACCGCUGCUGUCGCAGUCGCAGUCGCUGCUCGCACAGCGCAACCGACGAGAGGCCGGGUACGGGGCGAUGGACACGCGCGAAAGCGGCCGUCGCAGCCGACCGCCGAGCCAGCGAGCAUCAAGCCAAUCGAGCGCACGGAAGACAGCCUUUCUCAAUCCCUUUGGCAUGACGCCUGGCGGCGAGAGCAGUUACAACAUCAACUACCCGCCAUCGAUGCCGGGAAGCCCGCGGGUGCGGCCAUUGGACCGGCUCGGCCACAACAACCUCAGCUUCGGCGACGAGAUGCUGCGGGAGGAGAUGGGCAACGGUGGCAGCCAGCAACAACAACAGCAGCAGCAACAACAGCAGCAACAACGACAUGGACGACAAGAGCGACAGGAAUGGCAUGAUCACCUGAUGGUGCCGGUGUCGAUGUCGCGGUCGCCGCCCAUAUCCCGUGGCAGCAUGAACAUUAUGGGAGACAGAGAGAGAGAUGGCCGUGGCGACUACAACAACUACGACGACUACGGCAACAGCACGGAGGCGCAGACGAUGCAGCCUUCGCCGAUGAGCCGGCGGCGCACGUCGGUGCUGGAGGCGGCGGAGGCAGAGGCGGACGUGUGCUUCCCACAGGAGGGCCUUUCAGAGAUCGCCGAGGACGAGCACGAGCAGCAAGACAGCCGGGACCUGUCACCGAAUCGGACGCGGCCAAACCGACGUCGGCGAAUCAAGUGGCCAGACCUGGCCGUCUUAGAGGAGUGGAGCCAGUUUGAGCUGGGGCACCAGAGCCAGGCGCGGCGGGCAAAGAAGAUCACGGAGCCGCAGCUGGUCAACGGUCGGCUGCGGCCGAUUCACAAGGGCUGGCACCGAGCCGAGGAGGAUGCGCCGUACCGGUUCACGUACUUCAACGAGGAGUUUCAGAGCACGAUCCACAGCCAGACGAUCUCAGAGCUAGUGCAGGCGGGCGGCAGCUUCCGCGAGCUGUUUGUGCCGGAGCCACCACUAUUAUCAGAUUCGGAUGGCGAAGGAGACGAGGAGGAGGCAGCAGCAGGGGCGGGUGGCGACGAAGACCUCAUGAGCAUGGAUGAGGGCGAGGCCGGGCCGGAGGGAAGAAGACACCGGGAGGGACGCCGAGAGGGGAAGGAACCGACAGCCGGGCUACACCGGGAUAGCUUCAGCCUGCCGUCAGAUGCACAGCAUCUGUUUCCGAGCCGGUCGCAGUCGAUGAGCAAGGGGGGGAGUGCAGAUAGGAGGGGAGGGUAUUCGCCAAGCGGACUAGCCGGCGGAUUGGGAUUUAGAUCCGGGCCAGGACCAGGAUCAGGAUCAGGAUCAGGAUCAAGAUCAGGAACGCGGUCGCCGGCAACGCUCGCCCUGUCAGACCGACAGGACACAAUGGGAACGACGACGGCAACGCUAAUUGGCACGACGAUGACGCGGACGAUGAGCGAGAGAGAGCGGCUGAAGGCGGUCGAGACAGCGACAUCCAAGGCCGAGGACGCAACGGCAGCGGCAGCGACGGCAGCAUCAGCAGCAGCAGCAGCCGUGGGGACGCUGACGGGAGCGUCGUCAGCCGUGCCGGGACCAGCAACGACAACGUCGACACCGACACCAGGACGCGGCACGGACGAAGAGAAGGAGCGGACAGCACGGUACGGCGAGCGGCCGGUGUGGUGGCUGGACGUGCUGAGUCCGACGGAAGCAGAGAUGCGGGUGCUGUCGAAGACAUUUGGCAUCCACCCGUUGACGGCAGAGGACAUUGUGAUGCAGGAGCCACGGGAGAAGGUGGAGCUUUUCCAGCACUACUACUUUGUCAGCUACCGGUCGUUUGACCAGGAUCCGAACAGCGAGACGUUUCUGGAGCCGGUCAACAUGUAUGUGGUGGUGUUCCGGGAGGGCGUGCUUAGUUUCCACUUCAGCAUGACGCCGCACCCGGCCAACGUGCGGCGGCGGAUCCGCCAGCUGCGGGACUACAUGCUGCUGUCAUCGGACUGGGUGUCGUACGCGAUCAUCGACGACAUUACGGACGUGUUUGUGCCGCUGAUCCAGAACAUUGAGGACGAGGUGGACGACAUUGACGACGCGAUCCUGCAGAUGCACUCGUCCGUAGGCGAAGGCGACCAGGCGACCCGGACACGGGCCAGCGGGCUGACCGGGCUGAGCGGACUGAGCGGACUGCGGCCGAGCACGUCGGGGGCCAGCGAGAAGAACGACGACCCGACGCCGGCGCAGCGAGCCGAGACGGACUCGGACAUGCUGCGGCGAGUGGGAGCGUGUCGCAAGCGGGUGAUGGGGCUGUACCGGCUGCUGGGCAACAAGGCGGACGUGAUCCGCGGGUUUGCCAAGCGCUGCAACGAGCACUGGGAGGUGGCGCCGCGUUCGGAGAUCGGGCUCUACCUGGGCGACAUCCAGGACCACAUCGUGACGAUGACGUCGAAUCUGAGCCACUACGAGAAGAUCUUGUCGCGGUCGCACGGCAACUAUCUGGCCCAGAUCAACAUCCGCAUGAACGAGCGCCAGGAACAGACGGCCGACGUGCUCGGCAAGCUGACUGUGCUCGGCACCAUCGUGCUGCCCAUGAACAUCAUCACCGGGCUCUGGGGCAUGAAUGUCUGGGUGCCCGGCCAGGACCACGAUGGUGACCUGCGCUGGUUUGCCGCCAUCACGGCCGGCUUACUCUUCUUUGGCGUCGCCUGCUACCUCAUCGCGAAGCGCGUCUAUCAGAUUGUGUGA